UCAAUUGAGGGUAGACGUAACUUUUAUCAGGUGAACAUUGUCAGUAACAUCACAAUGGACAGACGGUAUUUCUCUACUUUCCGGAUAGCGACAACCGCGCCAUUAUUAAAGUAAUCGUGAGGGUAGAUUGUCCAGUUCCGGUAAUAUAACCAACGAAAAAGUCCCCGCUUAUCCAAAGCGGCUUCUCAUAUCAAUGAAAAGCAGUCUCUAGUCGGGAUUGUUCCGGUCAGUUAUCGCUGUGAUUUUGAAAAUAUAAUAGCUCUCGUUUAUUAUGGCUCAGUUGGCUUCGGGGUGUUGAGGUUUCUUGUAGAAGUAAGCGUACUCGUGAUCCUGGUAAAUUUGACUGAGCGGAUUCACUUGGGCUAUCGUUCGUGCGGUUGUUCCUGAACGAUCAGAGUUGCCAUGUUGACGAGGGGAAAGGUUAAACUGAAUUGAUCGAAGACUUCGCGGAUGGAAGCCAGUGCGAAUAAUUUUGCACGUAUGAAAAUGAGCGGCGAGAUGUUUGAGGGGAAGGAUUAUCCGACCCAGUGGGCGCUUAAUCCUUCCGCCUAUCAAAAUAUGAGUAAUGACCAAGUUGAUUGGGCAGCUUUGGCACAGCAAUGGAUAAAGAUGAAAGAAACCGUUGUACCUCCUGCACCUCCACCACCACCAAGCAUUGAUACUUCUCCGACAGUGAACGAUGGUGGUGGUGAAGCACCUAUGGAUAUGGAUACAAAGGAUGACGAGGUGCCUCCAGCACCUCCUGCCCCAAACAUUAGUGGUUCAGAUGCCUGGAAUCAGUGGAAUCAGUGGAGUCAGUGGGGAUCACCUGGAACUGGAUCAGGAAAUUGGGAAUGGAGCGGGGUACCUCCUCCAGGAGUUACCAUGGGACCUGAUGGUAAACCUAUAGGAAUUCCUACAGUUCCUGUAGUUCCUCCAGCUCCUGCUAUUUCCACUACUACAGGAUUCACUGUUCCACCUCCAGCAGCACCACCUCCAUAUGCAUACAAUUCUGUACCACCUGCUCAGUCCUACAAUCAGGUCCCUGGUUACUGGACUAGUGAUCAGCCAGGUAUAGUGCCUCCGCAACCCCAACCAUUUAUGAAAGGGAUGCGACAUUCGAAUAGAAUGCCAAAUGUACGGGGUAUUGAUGUAAUGAGAAAUAGAGAGGACAGGGAGAAAACUCCAGAAGAGGACACGAGCACAACCAUAGACGCUGCUAAACGAAGGCAAUUACCUGCAUGGAUACGUGAGGGUCUGGAGAAAAUGGAGCGAGAAAAACAAAAGGCUGUUGAAAGGGAGAGGCAGGAAAUCCUGCGAAAGCAAGAGAUAGAAGCGCGUAAGCAAGCUGAGGAGGAAGCACGCGCCGUAUUAAAUCCCAGCAAAAGCAAAUUUGAUACGGAUAGCGAAGAAGAAGCCGAACAAGAGGCCGAUGGAGGGUCUCACGAAAAGGAAAUCGAAAAAGAUCAUCCCCGUAGUCCUGAGGUGGUAAUAAGACCAAGAAGGUCUCGUUUUCGCGAUGCAGAUUCACCGGAUACUCACUCAACCACAGAAGAGCCUCCACCAUCGUCCACCAUUUCUAUACCUCCUAAGCGCACACGGGAAGAGCUGCUCCAGGAGGUGAUGCUGAAGGUUCGGAGAUCCCUGACGGAGAUCUUGCUGGAAGUAACGAACGAAGAAAUAAGUUCGGUCUGCCGAGAGGUUUGGAGCCGCGCCCGUGCCAAAGGACAGCCCCCAGUCGCAUCCCUGAACAACACGGCCCCUCUUGCUCAGAUCACUCGGAAGCUCGGUCUGGGCAUCUACGGGGACAGCAACAGCGAGACUGAGGACGAGCCUAGCCAGGAUGAGGAACCCCAGGAUGAUGACAGCGACGAGGAGCUCAAGGAGACCCUGAGACGGCGACAGCAGGCUUUUAAAAAGACAGAGGAGGAGAUAGAGGCGCGCCUCGCUGAGGAGGAAGAACGAGACUCUCAUCACCAGGAAGAGACCUUGUCUAAGCAACAGGAAAAUCAUACUGGUAAUACUAGCUGCCGUGAUUCAGUUGAUGAGAAAGAAACGAUAAAUAAUCAGAGAGAAGCGUCAGAGACUCUAUCGAGUGGCGGACAGACACCGCAGAGACAGAGUGUCACGACAACGACAGACACCACCGCCAAGGCGAGUUCUUCGCCUUCGAGAUCAGCGGAGGAUACGGCAUCGACAAGCACGUCAUCUUCGAGUUCAAGAGACUCGAGUCGUAGUACACCUAAGCGUGGUGGCAAUAAGAAGCCAAAGGAUGAGCGAAGAAAGAAGAGAUCUAGGAGUCGCAGUAAGGCACGAAGUAAGCGUUCUGGGUCGUCUGACAGACGAAAGCGGAAGUCCAGAUCGCCAAAGGGUUUCCGUUCCCGAUCCUCAAGUAGCUACAGAUCUGGAAAAAAACACAGCUCCAGGACGAGAGAUUGGAAGCGACAAAGAUCUCGCUCGCGUGGACGGCGUUCCAGAUCUGGUUCUGAAAAAUGGUCCAGAUCACGAUCGGGUGGCAAAAGACGGCGAUCCAGGUCUUAUUCCAGGGAAAGAAAGAGGAGCAGGUCCAGGUCAUUGAGAAGAAGUAGAUCCAGGACCAGAGAUAGACGGAGAUCGCGAUCCAGAUCCAGGAGACGAUCUCGCAGUAGAACCAGGGAACGGCAGAGGCGCUCAAGGUCCUACGGUUCCAGGAGUAAGAGGAAAAGUAGAUCCAGAUCGCGCGAUCGUCGAAGGUCCAGGUCCAAGUCUCGUCACAGCCAUCGUGAUGGUAAGAAGUCGUCACAGCGAUACAGGGACUGAGCUUCUGUCCAUCCUCCAUAGCCAAGGUUGUAUCUACGUUUUGCUACUAUAUAUGAUUACACGGAUUGAUAAAGAUCGGCCAUAUUGGAAUACUGCCACUUUCUCCCUCUUUGUAAAAUCGAUGACGUACAAUAACAAUCGUUUAGGAUUACCAGCUUUUCUGACCAUCUCUAUCAAUCUGUCUGUUUUUUCUUCUUAUACUUCGUGGAAACUGGAGAGAAUCCAAAGUCGGUCGUUCCAUUUUAGAGUUCUCUCUUUAUCUCUCUCGUUAUUAUUUUUUAUUUUUUAUAACUUCCUAUUUAUUUAUUUAUAAACUACUACGUAUCCUGUACCAUGUCAUCAGGCUGGUAGAGGACCUCGCCAAUGAUCCAAGAAUUUCGAAGGGGAUCUGGGAAUUUUCUUUUGUUUCAGCUUCCAAAGCAUUGUCGUUUGGCUUCCCACGAGAUUUGACAAUGAAGCGUUUCCAAUAAUUAAUGAUAAUUAUAACAAUAAUCGUCUCCCACGCUGCGUUUAUCCUAGUACAUUCUACACCACAGUGAUACAAUUAAUUAAUUUCUCAAGUAAUUGUAUUUAGCGCGUUUUCCAUAGAUUUUCUGAUUGAGCCUUCUAAAAUCAAUUUGCUACAUUGUUACUAUUAUUAUUACUAUUACUAGUACUACUAUUUACAAAACUACUAUUGCUAUACUGUUACGACUCGUAAUAUUAGUGAUACUCCUGGAUGGUAAUACUGGAUACCGAUUCUCAACAAUGUGCACACAUUAAGACUCAUUCAGUAGAAAAAAAAAAAAAAAAGAAUAGGGAAAAGAUAAGUGUUUCGACACUUUAUCUUAUUUUAUUUCUCUCGUCCUUUUUACUAUGAAAAGAACAAGAAGCAAUUUUCAAUAAUGUCAGUCGAUUGUUAACACUAUUCCUUGCUCCUUCCGGUGAGAGAUAGAGAGAAAGAAAACUUCAUAGAAACACGUCUUUACGAGAAGGAACGUUGGCAUGGAAUGCGAUGAUUAUGUACAUAAUAAAACAAAAAUUAUAUCUA
Cephus cinctus (wheat stem sawfly) is the source of this 3808-nucleotide messenger RNA. Its product is annotated as arginine/serine-rich protein PNISR. The transcript is spliced from 11 exons. Gene Ontology annotation, cellular component: nuclear speck; presynaptic active zone. The coding region runs from base 451 to 2778 and encodes 775 amino acids. Gene Ontology annotation, molecular function: RNA binding. Lineage: Eukaryota; Metazoa; Arthropoda; Insecta; Hymenoptera; Cephidae. The record is from RefSeq and is a predicted model, not a curated record.